CACUAUCAGGAAUUACACGUUGCGAAUUGUCAUUCGCUUAUAAGAAUUUGAUAAGAUUCUAUAAUUCGGAAAAUGUACAGUACACGUGUCGCAUAUUGUAGUUGAUAUAAAUCUUAGAUAUAUAUCAUUGUAAAAAAAUAUUAUACAAUUAAAAGUGUAUCAUAAGUUGCAUAAUAAUUUAUGUAUAAGAUGAGAGGCUUAUUAUUUGUGAGUCUAUUUUUGAUAAGCGUAUUUGCAGAGCCUAAUGAAAUCGAUCUAAAGCAUUUGAAAUGUUUAGUUUGCAGGGCAGCUAUGAAAGAAUUACAAGUUGAAGUAUCCAAAGCCAAUCCUAACAAAUUAAUUGAAGUAGGUAGUUAUAGGAUGGAUGCUGAGGGAAAUACUAAACACAAAAUGGUUCCAUUAAGCCGAUCAGAAGUAUACAUCUUGGAUUUGUUGGAUGAUAUCUGUGAGAAAAUGACAGACUAUGUGAGAGCAAGAAAGAAAUCUAACAAUCAAUUGACAAUAUUAAAUCUUAUAUCUUUACCGGGUAUGAUGAAUCCUCGGAUGGGGGAAGUAGACAUAAUUCAAGAUGGUGAUUUAAAUAAGAGUCUAGAGCAUUACUGCAGAUUUAUAGUUGAGGAAUUUGAAGAAGAUAUAUUAUCAUUAUAUGUUAAUGAUAUACGCAAUAAAAAAGAGAAGCUUUGCACAGAGAUUUCAAAUAUCUGUAACGAAAAUUACAUUGAUGAUGAUGAUGAUGAUAAUGAUUAUGAUUAUGAUGAGAGAGAUUCUAAUCAUGAGAGUGAUUCUAAUCAUGAUAUUACUAAUACUGAUUAUGACGAGGAUAGAGAUGAAUUAUAAAUGCAUUUAGAACAAUUUCGAGCAAGUGUGGAAAUAUUAUUUAUAUGUGUAAGUGAAUUAAGAAAAUAUGUAGAAAUUCUCAAAGAUAUUAGAUUAGAUGGUCAACCAAUUAAAUGGUUUUUGUUUUGUAAACAAUUCCGUGCAUGAAAUACAUAAAUAUUUUACAUUUUACUAUUAAACU
This is a messenger RNA of Formica exsecta, 1018 nucleotides long. It is a transcript of the gene sel, whose product is annotated as protein seele. Bases 181 to 837 code for a protein of 218 amino acids. NCBI's taxonomy places the organism in Eukaryota, Metazoa, Arthropoda, Insecta, Hymenoptera, Formicidae. The transcript is spliced from 5 exons. The record is from RefSeq and is a predicted model, not a curated record. Gene Ontology annotation, cellular component: endoplasmic reticulum.